Molecule: messenger RNA, 3571 nt
Organism: Podarcis raffonei (Aeolian wall lizard)
Lineage: Eukaryota; Metazoa; Chordata; Lepidosauria; Squamata; Lacertidae
Gene: ANGEL1
Product: angel homolog 1
Exons: 10
Coding region: 373-2394 (673 amino acids)
Molecular function (GO): 3'-5'-RNA exonuclease activity
Source: RefSeq, a predicted model, not a curated record
UGGCUUCCAGAGUUUCCCACAGAAGCGCCUGUUUGGGAUAUUCCGCAUUUAGCAGCAGGCACCGGGGAGAUCCAGCAGCGGGAUCUGUACAGGUGCUCCGUCCCCCCUCACAGCCUCCGUCAAGCGGGCGGCGAAGACGGCGCCGCGUCCUCCCGAAGCCUCUCGCGUCAGUCCUUGAGCACCAGCCCCGCUCGCUUGGUGAAGCUCCUCCGGGCCCGCCAGCCUUCCCAACGCAAGGAGGGCCCUCGGGCCGCCGCGACGCCCAACGGCUCAUCCCGCCCGCGCGCCGCUCCCAAUCAGCCCGCUCGAGCCUCGCUGAGGCGGAGUCGGGCUCGCGCGUGGCCCACAGCUGGGAGGGGAGGCGCGGGCGGCAUGAUCGGGACCGUGCUCUGUUACGUGCUGCUGCCCGUGGCGCGGCUCCUGCGGGCUUUCCGAGAUGCUUUCUUUACAUGUCAAAAGAACAUGCUUCUGGCGAAGAGCACGACCACCCAUAUAGACGGCCUAUCUGCUCCCAUCAGUGGGAAGCCUGUCUCAGAGGAGCAGCAAGCCCUGCUGCAGCAGUGGCUGGAGGAAGGUGCUGGUGAGGUCCAUGCCAGUGAGAGUGCUUCAAAACCAGAGAAGGUGCCCACGAUAUCAAAUGCUGAGUGGCUGGAAGGCCCAGAGCUGCUGAUGACAAGCUUAAGCGACCUGAAUGUAUCACCACAAUCUGGUGGCCAGGAGCAGCUGCCAAGUGAGGUCCAGAUUGAGACGUCUCCUGGACUACAGGAAUUUGUAGAAGUGACAGGAAGUUUACCCGCAGAAGAAAGGGAGGCCUUAGGGGACAAUGCUAUAUGGGCAGCAGUAAGGACACAGGCUGAUCCUCAGAUGGUUGAAGCUGCUCCUCUGUCUACAGAAGUGUGGAUUGAAGACCCUGCAGUGUUAGCCUGGAGUCCUGCCCAGGAGACAGAUGUGGGUCCAACAGAGGGAGCAGUGUGGCCUUUUCAGAAUGCUGGUCAGUUUCAGCCACUCCCAUUAGAGAUACCUUAUCAUGAAAUUCUGUGGAGGGACUGGGAAGAUCUUUCUGCUCAGGCUUCCAUCCCAGAGUUGAGCUCAGAGGCUGGGUCUUUAUUUGAAUUCAGAGUCAUGUCGUAUAACAUUCUGGCCCAGGACCUGAUAGAACAGAGCCCUCAUCUUUAUAUGCAUUGCCAUCCAGACAUUAUGAACUGGAGCUAUCGCUUUACAAAUCUCUUACAGGAGAUCCAGCACUGGGAUCCUGAAAUUCUUUGUCUCCAAGAAGUUCAGGAGAAUCACUAUUGGGAACAGCUGGAACCAACACUUACGAUGAUGGGCUUCGCCUGCAUCUACAAGCGGAGGACAGGCAGGAAGACAGAUGGUUGUGCAAUCUGCUACAAGCAAAGCAAGUUUCAGCUGAUAAGUGCUAGUCCUGUUGAAUACUUUCGGCCUGGCUUGGACAUCCUCAACAGGGACAAUGUGGGUCUAGUAUUACUGCUGCAACCUUUACUCCCAGAGAGCUUGGGAGACAAAUCAGUGAGUCCAUUGUGUGUGGCAAACACUCAUGUGUUGUAUAAUCCCCGUCGGGGCGAUAUCAAACUGGCUCAGAUGGCUCUGCUCCUAGCCGAGGUAGACAAGACUGCAAAAAUGGCUGAUGGCAAUUACUGCCCUAUUAUCUUAUGUGGGGACCUGAACUCUGUGCCUGACUCACCGCUAUACAAGUUCAUUCGGAAUGGCCAGUUGUACUACCAUGGGAUGCCAGCCUGGAAGGUGUCUGGACAGGAAGACUUCUGUCAGAACCCACACCAGCGGAAACUGCUGACUCCCCUGUGGCCCAGCUCUCUGGGGAUUACGGACAGCUGCCAGUAUGUCAGUCUAUGCCAAAGCAAGAAGUCAGACAGGCGCAAAUACAGCCGUGACUUCCUGCUUCAGUUCCGUUAUUGUGAUGUUGCAUGUGAGCGACCUGCAGAUUUGAUCCUGUUGGAAGGUGUGACGGAUGCCACGCCAGACCGUCCUGCACAUUGGCCUAAGGAGCUCACUGUAGUGAACAACUCUGAUCCAGAUCUGUGUUACUCAAGGUAUCCUGGCAGUAUCCAGCAUGGCCUCAACCUGACUUCUGCCUACAGCCACUUCCUGCCUGAGAGAGGUUGCCCUGAGAUUACAACCAUGCCAAUGGGUGUUGGGGCCACAGUUGAUUACAUCUUCUAUUCAGCAAAGCCUGUCAAGAGUGAUAAUGAAGAAUGUCGCAGGAUGUACCAAGAUGGAGCCCUAAAGCUGCUUGGCCACCUCUCCCUCCUCUCUGAAGACAUCCUUUGGUCAGCAAAUGGCUUGCCAAACCCUUUCUGUUCAUCUGAUCAUCUUUGUCUGCUGGCCAGCUUUGGCCUACAGAUCUCUGACUUCUGAUCAUGUGCCAGAUCUCUAGGACUCUCGCAAGAGUUGGUCUGAAUGGGAAAAAUCAUGCCGUUGAAGUUUACAUUAGCUAUCUUUAAAAAAAAAAAGCAAAAGCUAUUUAUCUUCCCCACCCUCAUCCCUCCCCUUUAUGAGAUGUCCUUGUUCGUUUCUCCCACACUUCUUUUUUCAUGAGGAAAUAACCUGAGUUCACCCAGAAUGCUACAGUGCUUCACUGCCAGUUUAUGGCUGCUGCACCAGCUUUUUUUUCUCUUUUAACAAAGUGUAUCCUGCCAGCAAAUUAGCAGAUUUCUGUCAGCUUGGCAAGUAUGCUUGGCCACCAUUGCUUAGAAGUCAGCAGAGCAAGUCUUUGUGCACCACAAAGACCUUAGCAGGACUAGAGAUGAUUUGAGCCGGAGUCUAAUCUGGCUUCAUUCUUUUUUCUUUUCAUCACAAGCAGCAGUUGGCCCAUACAUUACUGUUUCUGUUGCACCUAGGCCAGAAUGCUGCUGAUGAUUUUUGCAUGUGUGCAAAACAUAGGGCAUUUUUGAAGUGCUGGUACAGCUCAUAACCUCCAAAGGUGGGUGCUUGUUGACUGAAAUGUUGUUUCUCUUAUCUGCUUGGAAGUAGCGUCAAAUCAACCCGUGUCAACUAACCGUACCCUAUGGAGGUCACCUUGCCAAAAUUCAGCUCUCCUGCAUGAACAUUUGGAAGCCGCCUGCUCAUACUGUAACAGACUUUUAUCUCUGCUCUAAGAGCCCGCUUGGAUUUUAUGCUCAGGUUCUUGAGAAGGCUGUUUUCUCUCUCCCAUCAACUUGUGACAUUUUUGUUGCCUCUGGUGGCACUUCAGGGAAGAAAAAGACGGACUAAAAGUGGCAAAAACCCAAAUGAGCGCUGCUUUGUUCUUUGUUACAGCUAGUAAGCCACAGUACUGGGUACCUCAACUGGUCCUGGCAGUUGCUGCUCAUUUUUUCCUUUAUCACCAAUGAAUUGUGACAGGAGCAUGCAGCUGCAGAGUUAAGGCCAGCCUCUAAAUAACCCACAUCCUUUCCUUGAUACAUGGAAUCCACAGGAUCAACUUCAGCUUUGUGUGGGCCAUGGCACAACUUUAUUUUGUGGGGGAAGGGAACGCAUUGGGAGUUGUCAGUAUUUUUAAUGUUUUCUUAAAAUUUGAAAAAAUAAAAUUUUAUAA